AUUGCUGCUAUCAGUCUCGCGCUCACCGCCCGGCUGAGGAGGUGAAAGUUUCUCCCCAGGAAGAUAAACCGCAAAAGACAAUAUUGUGCAUGAUUUGCGCCUUUUCUUUGGCUUUUUCUUUCUUUCUUUUUUCCCUCUUUUUUUUUUUUUUUUUUUACAAAAUACAGAGGGGGAAAAGAAGAGUGAAGGAGCGAGGAGGCGAGCCUAAGAUAAAGGAGAGAGAAAAGAAAGGGCGAGGGGCUAGUGGAGAAGUGAGGAGGGGCGAGCUGCGCGAGGAGGAGAGAGGGUGAGCAGUAGCGGCUCCGGCGCUCACAUUCCUCUAUGCCACAAAUCCAGGAGGAAGUUUUUUUGGGGGGCUGAGAUGCUUCUUGCCUUUCCCCGGGCAACCUUGACGAGGGGCUCUCUCGGCAGAGACUGAGCUACAAGAAAGUGAGAGCCCGGCUGGAGGGGUCUGUGCGGCGGGCUCCGGAGCCCGCCUAGCUCCCGGCCCGCAGCUGUCCGGCUUCCCCGCGCUUGGCUAGGCAGGCGACCGGGUGUGCCGCUGCCGGCGGGCUAGGAUUUCUCGAGGUGGGUCGACUCCCCCUCCCUCUCUUUCUUCCUCCUCUUCCUCCGCCUCCCGUUCCUCCUCCUCCUCUUGAUUUUCCCUCCUCGGCAGGCGAGGGUGGGGGGGGCGGGGGAGGUCGGGGCUCGCCCGGAGCAGCCACGAUGCUCCUGGACGCCGGCCCCCAGUACCCCGCGAUCGGCGUGACCACCUUUGGCGCGUCCCGCCACCACUCGGCGGGCGACGUGGCCGAGCGCGACGUAGGCCUGGGCAUCAACCCGUUCGCCGACGGCAUGGGUGCCUUCAAGCUCAAUCCCAGCUCGCAUGAGCUGGCCUCGGCCGGCCAGACUGCCUUCACGUCUCAGGCACCCGGCUACGCGGCCGCCGCGGCCCUCGGCCAUCACCACCACCCGGGCCACGUUGGCUCCUAUUCGAGCGCAGCCUUCAACUCCACGCGGGACUUUCUGUUCCGCAAUCGGGGCUUUGGCGACGCGGCAGCGGCAGCCAGUGCUCAGCACAGCCUGUUCGCCGCCUCGGCGGGAGGCUUCGGGGGCCCACACGGUCACACGGACGCCGCGGGCCACCUCCUCUUCCCCGGGCUUCACGAGCAGGCAGCGGGUCACGCGUCGCCCAACGUGGUCAACGGGCAGAUGAGGCUCGGUUUCUCGGGGGACAUGUACCCGCGGCCGGAGCAGUAUGGCCAGGUGACCAGCCCGCGUUCGGAGCACUAUGCCGCGCCGCAGCUGCACGGCUACGGGCCCAUGAACGUGAACAUGGCCGCACACCACGGCGCCGGCGCCUUUUUCCGAUACAUGCGCCAACCCAUCAAGCAGGAGCUCAUCUGCAAGUGGAUCGAGCCGGAACAGCUGGCCAACCCCAAAAAGUCGUGCAACAAAACUUUCAGUACCAUGCACGAGCUGGUCACGCACGUCACCGUAGAGCACGUUGGCGGCCCAGAGCAGAGCAACCACAUCUGCUUCUGGGAGGAGUGUCCGCGCGAGGGCAAGCCCUUCAAAGCCAAAUACAAACUGGUCAACCACAUCCGCGUGCACACGGGCGAGAAGCCUUUCCCUUGCCCCUUUCCUGGCUGCGGCAAGGUCUUCGCUCGCUCUGAGAACUUAAAGAUCCACAAAAGGACGCACACAGGGGAGAAACCCUUCAAGUGCGAGUUUGAGGGCUGUGACCGGCGCUUUGCCAACAGCAGCGACCGCAAGAAGCACAUGCACGUGCACACGAGUGACAAGCCCUAUCUUUGCAAGAUGUGCGACAAGUCCUACACGCACCCCAGCUCCUUGCGCAAGCACAUGAAGGUCCAUGAAUCCUCCUCCCAGGGCUCGCAGCCUUCGCCGGCCGCCAGCUCGGGCUAUGAGUCCUCCACGCCGCCCACCAUCGUCUCUCCCUCCACAGACAACCCGACCACCAGCUCCCUGUCACCCUCCUCCUCGGCGGUCCACCACACAGCUGGCCACAGCGCGCUCUCUUCCAAUUUUAACGAAUGGUACGUGUAAACUCAGAAUCAACACACAGAAAAAACCCUAUUUAAGAGACUGAACACACGCCCACACACAAAAUAUUACUGAAAGAACCCUUCGAAUCAAAACAAUCCCCCACAGACCCCACAAUCCUAUUUUUUUUAAACCUUACAAUAGACCCAGAACUGAGUAAGAGAGAGGAAGCAUCAAACCUUUAAAAAAAAAAAAAAAAAAAAAGCUCCUUUCUUUUUCUUUUUUUGGCAAAGGCUUUGUACAAAGCUAAGGGGUCGGAUGGGGGUCUCAAGGAGGAGGAGGCGGCCACCUGACCAAAUGCCGCUCCCCCCUUCCCCCCAGGGCCAGUUUCUCGUCGGAACCAGAACAGGCUCUUUGGGGCUUCGGAUAUUUUUUUUCCUUGCUAUCCUGUAAAUACAGAAUUAUUAGCUUAAAACUGUACUGUUGGAUUCUGUAAAUAGUUAUAUCUCAGUUGGAGCGGGCGGGUGGGGUCGUGGCGUUGUGGUCUUUGCAUUGGGGGAGGGGGGAGGGGCCAGGGGUUGGGGGAGGGGAGGGGGUGGGCGGCCGAAAGCCAACUAUUUGUACUGAAUGGCAAGAAUGUUCUAGUAAAUGUGUACCAAAAUGUGAAUUACUUUGUACGAUUACAGUCUCCACGUCGACCUAACAGAAUAUUAUUGGUAUUAAUGUGCUUUUUUUUGUAUAAAGUGCAAACAUUUCGUCCCAAAGUCUAAGUACUUUAGUGCAGUAAAAUGUUGUUUCGCGUCCUGUCAAGAAUUCGUAUAGUAUGAGCCUGGAUCUGCGUGUCAAACUGUUCCAUUUGUUUAUGUAAAGUGAUAUUAAAAGAAAAAAAAAGAUAUAAACUAUAUCUGUCCGUUGCUUUUGGCAAAAUUUACAACCACAUACUGUAUAUAAUUCCUAGUUUCCAUAUUUAUCCGCAUGUAAAGGGCCGGUUUAUCCAUGUUACAGAUAUUCAAUAUUUAUGGCUAGAAGAACUCGUAUGUACACUUUAGUUUCCAGAACUGUUUGGUAACCUUUCGUACCUUAUUAAAGAUUCUUAAAUCUCAGUGAUUGUGGUAGGAAUUUCUUCUUCACCCCAGCAACCUGCUCCCUCUUCCUCCAGCCUUACUGGGUCUCCUGCAAAGCUCUCCAGCCUCCCUCGCCUGCCUUUUCUGUCAUCGCAGGUCGUAUAAAUGUGAUAAAUGAACGCUACCCUGCUGGCUUUCCGAGAGGGUGUAAUUAGUAUUUAUAUCAAAAUUUAUGAAACGAAUUUUCGGUCGCAGUAUAAUUUAAAUGACCUUUGCAGACGUAGAAUAACAACCAUAAAAAUAACAGAAAUAGAUUGCAUAGGCGACAUCAAUAUUAAUGUGGGCGAAUUGUCAGAAGCUCAGGGGUUCACUCUACAGCGGUGCAAAUGAACUUGCAGCUGAGGGUUCUGCUGUCCCCCAAAUUAAAUUCCCUGGGCUGAAACCAAGUUGCAGAUUUACAAUAUCAUAUUUUAAAUUGCUGUCUUCAAUUAAACCAUUUAUGGCCAUAACUAAUUUUCAAGAUGUUGAUGCAUGCUUUUCCAGGCCUUCCUUCUUUGUACAAAAGUAAACAUCCAUAAAGUGUUUUACUUAUAUUUCUUCAAACUUGAAGCUAAUUUAAAUUAAUUACAUCCUAUGAUAUGUUAUUAUUCCUAUCAUUUUGCCACUAUUAGUUCUCGCCACAAUAUAUCUAGGGAAGAGAAUUAUUUUAUGUAAUUUGAUUAUCUUUCUAUCUCUUUUAUUUAUUUCUCAUUUACUUAAGAAAUUCGUUCCAUUGACUGGCGUUGAUACAGUAAAUUUGUAAAUGAGGAGACAAUAUAAAAAAAUCUAAAUUACUUGUGCUUAAUGACUGUAGCAGAACGCCUUUUCUCUAAAUCAGAUUGUCUUUCUUGCAGUUUAGUUUGAUAGAUUUGCAAGCUAUGCUGCUCCCUCCAAGUUAGCUGUGCUGGUAGGGACUCUGGCUUCUUUGUCUCUGGUUGUAGCCUGCAUGAUCGCCCCAUUAGGCAGACUACUAGCCAGAGAUCACAAAUCAGUUCUUUGGCUGUAGUUGCAAGAGUGUGGAUGUGUAGAAGUGGGAAUGCAAAAACUGGCCUCACUGUGGGCAAGGAGGAACCUGGAACUGCUUUAAUGUACUAUGUGUGCUUAGGAAGUCACAUGCCAUAUUAACUUUGAGUAGGAAAACAAGAAUGAAAUCCUUCAAAAGUAUGAGAACUCCUUAAGACAUUCAUCUGUUUUAAAGCAAAUUAUUUUUUCAGGCAUGUAGUUGACCAAUGACAAAAUCAAGGUUUUAAAUUCUUUUUAAAACAUCCUUUGUUGACUUGGCCUUUCAUCUCUUGCUAUUUGUAUUUGUUAUUUUUAAUCAGUGGAUUCUUACUCACUAAGAAAUGGAUUUGCUGCAUUUUCUGCAGUACAUCGCAAAUGGUGAGCAUGAUGGUGCUUUAACUUUUUAAAAAAUGUUAUUCUGAUUAUAAGAGUAAAAUUAGUUUUUCAUGAAAAGAGCGCCACCUUGCAAGGUUUGAAGAGUUAAGGAAGUUAGAAACCACUGGCAUCUAAAAACAAAUUGCUGCUAACUCAAAAAUUUGUGAGAACAAAAGUUAGUCCCAAUUUGCUUUAAAGGCUUAAAAUUAAUCAACAUUGUAGUAUUUAAAAUAAAUUGUGACAUUAAGUCCAAUAAUCAAUACAAGUAGAAACAGGAACAAAAUAUAGCUGAUCUUUCUAGGAAAGAUAACACAUCAAUUAAUAAUUAUCCUAUACAUUAGAGAACUUGGUAUGCUUUAUUAUGAUAAUCAUCAUAAUAAUAGUACUUUUAUAACUUUGCCAGUAAACUUAGGAAGAUAGUAAGUGAAGAAAUCUUAAAUAUUCCUUGACCAUAAAAAAAGCAAUUUACUUCAGAUUUGGAAAUAUGUAUGUCUCAUUAUUAUUGUGGUCUGCCUGAUAAUCACAUUGGUAUUUUGUUUAAUAAUUAAAUACCACAAUAUGACAAGUAGGAUGUUUUAAAAUUUUUAAUUUUAGGGGAAAUGUUUACUUAAAAUUGAUUUUAUCUUUUAAAUAUUUUCUUUAGACUUUGAAGACCAAGUAAGUUUUAAAAACCCAUUUGAGGAGU
Chrysochloris asiatica (Cape golden mole) is the source of this 5151-nucleotide messenger RNA. It is a transcript of the gene ZIC1, whose product is annotated as Zic family member 1. The transcript has 3 exons. NCBI's taxonomy places the organism in Eukaryota, Metazoa, Chordata, Mammalia, Afrosoricida, Chrysochloridae. The record is from RefSeq and is a predicted model, not a curated record. Gene Ontology annotation, biological process: central nervous system development; regulation of transcription by RNA polymerase II. The coding region runs from base 706 to 2049 and encodes 447 amino acids. Gene Ontology annotation, cellular component: nucleus. Gene Ontology annotation, molecular function: DNA-binding transcription factor activity, RNA polymerase II-specific; RNA polymerase II cis-regulatory region sequence-specific DNA binding.